AAUAAAUGCCUUUCCUUUCGAACUAUCUCUAGUUUACUUGUUCUUUAUACUUCAUCAUCACAUCCAUUUUCUCCUCAUUAAUAAAAUGGCGGAAAAACAGGUAUCCAAUCAAUCUAACGAACAGCUAUUGAAGAAACUGACUGACUACGAAAAUUUGUUGAAGAAAAAAGAUGUCGAAAUAUGUAGCUACAAAGAGCGCAUCGCUAGACUGGAAGAAGAAGCGACCAAAGCGCCCAACCAAAAACAACUGAGAGCCAAAGAAGUUGAAGAAGUUAACACCCUCAAGACCGAAUCCGAACAAACCUUGAUGAAGGCCAAAAGCAUGAUCUUCGAAAGAACCAAAGUCAUCAAGAACCAGGAACUGCAAAUUGAAGCUUACGCCCAGCAGAUCGAAUCCAUGAAAGACGUAGUCAGAAUCACCAAGGAUCUCCUAGAAAUCAGGAAUUUGGAAGUGAAACAGCUCGAGAACAAAAUUAACUGUAUGGAGGGAAAAAUGAAAGCAGAGAAAGAGCGUCAAGAAUUGUUGCACAAAAAAUUGGAGACCAUGAUCAGGCACAACGGGGAACUAAGGAGAGAGUAUGAGGCACAGUUGUGUCUUUUUACUGCUUUGCGAGAAAGAUACAGCGAAAGGGAACUAGCUAGAGAUGUGGUUGAUCAACUGAGAACUGAAGAUAGUCCCACCAAUCCCACACCUGAUCAGAAUGGAGAAGUUGACCAAUCACAAAACGACGAAAAUCUAGAGACUAAUCAGGCUCCGCUUGUGCUGAAUGGAACUGCUGAAAAUGAAGAACCAAAUAAUGAUGAUCACUGAUUAUGAACUUUCGUUACAAUGAAUGAGUGGGUAAUAAAACCGUCAUUAAAAAUAUAACUUAUUUAUUAACAUAUUGCUAGAGAAUUUAUACAGAGCAACUCAAACUUUGACAAACAACCAACAACGAAACUACUUACUCAAGUUUAAUUGACUCUUCAAAAUCUAAUUCCAACUACUUAUACUUAACAUGUAACAAGUUAUAUUUCAUGAUGCAUUGUAAUAAAAAAAAGCAUGAUUGAAAUUGAAUCAAAUGAAAGUGUUCUUCAAAAUGUGUACUUGAAGUUGGCCAUGAAGCAGUCAACUAAUAAAGGAAGAAACAUCGCCAACUUCAUUUUGGUUCCGCUUCAUGUAGAACUAAAUGAACCUAGGAUAUGAGCAGUUGAAAUUAAUGCACAUUUUGAAGUUUCAAAUCCACAUUUGAGUAUCACUUCAGCAGGUAUGACGUCAGCGAUCUGUGAGGUAAGUAUAGACUGUAGACCAAAAAGAAUAAUAAUAAUUAUCAAAUAUUCAGCAAUAGUAGAUUUUGUGGUCACUUGAUAAACUAUCAUACCAUUGUUCAAUGUCCAUUUGUGAUCUGGAGAAUGACUAACCGAGUUUUUAUUUCAACUAAUAUAUAAAACAACAAAAUCAUUUGAAUCCAGUUGACAAAUGACAGCACAUUGAUAUUUUUCUGAUUUUAUUAUAAUGUGAUAUCUUCUCAAUAUUGAUUCGUCCUUUUUCCUGUCACAAAAAAAUAAUACAUGGGAAAAAUAUUAAAUUUUAACUCAAGAUUUUUUGUCUCCCUUCAAAGGACCAUUGAUGUGACUAAAUCCCUCCGUAUUUUCUUCUAGGCAACAAUUUUAAAUGACAAUCGCAUUAUUGUGGGCAAUCACAUGAUCUUUACUUGUUGCGUCUCACUCUUACAGUAGUUUCAAUUUCUCUCUCUCCCUAGACGCGUGAUUUAGUAGGUUGUUAAUAAUGAUUAGCCGAAUACUUUUCAACGAGUUGACAAAUCAUCGAUAAAUUAACCUCUAAAUUUGUGAUGGUGCCGGAUUCCUAACCAUUGAAUGAGCCGAUUACAGGUGAACAAUUGAUGAUGAAUUAAGCAAAUGGUAUCUUAAUGAGGAACAUGAAUGACAUUGAUAUCGGUAGCUAUCAGUCGUUUGUCACUUGCAGACUUCAUAAUCAUGAAUGCAAGUUACAAGACGGUCAAAAUAUAAGAGAUUAGAGAUGAAAGCAUUCGCCCUCAAUAGCGAUAUGAAACUUCAAAAAAUCUGUAGCUGUUUCAGAAACAUAAAUCUCAAUGAUAAUCAUAAAUACAGAGUUAUCAAAAUUUCAGAAACAGACUAAAAAAUUAUAUCAAAUCAAAAUAGCAACUUUUCAAAAUAAUUUCACAGCUCUAACUCAAUAUAGUCCGAUUUCUUCAAAUUUUAUUGUACUCAUUGCACUUUAUAGAUUUGAACUUUCGAACGAUUACCUAAUUUUUAUCACUUGACUCUGAAAAUAAUACAAACCACUGUAAAAUAUUGAAAAAACAAGAGAUAGUACAGGUAUUAUUUUCGUUAAAUCGAUAGAUAACUCAUUUUGAAUAUUGGGUAGGUAUUGAUUCACCAUCUGAAAAUAAUGAUUAUUAAAUUAAGGAUCUUGAUAAUUUGUUCUGAACUGCUCCACAAUAUUUUGAAGUUAGCGAAAUGUUCUUUUAUUUCAGAAUAGUUAUAACCUUGAAUAGAUCUAAGUGAUUUUUUUUUAUUUCAAGAUUAAGAUAACUUAGCUAGAUCAUUAGGAACAUCAGUUUUUGUCGCUUCUUCAUAAUUUUAAAAUUUUCAUCUAUACGGUGAUUUUGGUUCGAAAAUUAAUGUGAAACAGCUAUUUUGUUAUCAUAUUCAAGUUGAUAUUUUUAACCACUUCAGAUUAUUGAGCAAAAUUUUUGGCACUUGGAGCAAACUAAGAUUCGAAAUUGUGAAGCAAUACCAAAAUUAGGUGGUUUCUAUCAGAAAUAAAAAACAACUUCCCUUGAACAUUGCUGGAGAAAAGAGAAACUUCAGUUUCAAACAUGUCCUAAUAUUUACACCAUUUACAACUAACAAGAUUUACACAAUCACACCAUCGAACAAACGAAAAUAAAAUUUCCUAUGUAACAGUGUCAUCUUCAAUGUCAUAUAUGGAUUAUUUUUCAGUUUAUGCAAGUUUGGAGUUCAUUAACAGUUUCGAAAAUAAUAUAAAAUAUCGAAGACGAUUUUUUUCAUCGAUCGGAUAUAAUAUCCUGGAUAUAGGUCGCGUGUAUUGGAUUUGCUAUGAAGUGAAAGACAUUAUCAAGUAAUAAUUGUGUCCUGUACAAAUGACCACUCCGUAUAUAAAUACCACUGAUGCAGAGAGCCGAGAAAUGCGUUGUAACAACGGUCUCGGACUGUGCUGAAUCAUCUCGGAAGUAUGAAAUGUUUGAUAAUGAGAUAUGAAUCAUGUACAAUAUGCCUGAAAUAAAAAGUAGCAGACCUAAGCCAGAAGCAUCAGAUCAAAACCAUCAACCGAGUGUGAUAGUUGCUCUGAUAGGACUAAACUGUUUCAGUAAUAAUAGUUCAAGAAGUAUUGUGUUAUCUAGUUAAGUGGUAAAUUAAGUUGUUCAUUGAAUUAUACAUCGAAGUGGUCAUUCCUGACAAUAGCCUGAGUAAGAGGAGACAUACAUAUCAUUAAGAGAUUACCCCUUUUUCUAUAACACGUGUACGAUGACAGACCCUGGAGGACAAACAUUGAAACAUA
Messenger RNA from Phaedon cochleariae (mustard beetle), 3547 nucleotides. The record is from the annotation of a GenBank genome assembly. Lineage: Eukaryota; Metazoa; Arthropoda; Insecta; Coleoptera; Chrysomelidae.